UUGGGGCAGGGGGAGCAGACCCCCACACCCUGGUCCAGCCCCUGACCCUCCCCCCACUGUGGGUUUCUGUUAUGAUUGUUUUGUUCUCCUCCUUUUCCCACUUCCACCAUCCCCCCCCCUCGGCGCCCAGUACUUUGAUGAGGAGAUGGAGUACUAUGAGUACCCCGACUCUUACGGGAAUAAAGAGGAUGGGAACGUGCCCCUCCCCACGCCUUCGGGGGGCAAAGUGGAGCAGAAACCCGCCGGGCCGGGCCGCAAGGCGCCCGCCAAGCCGGCGCCCAAGCAGCAGAAACAGCAGCAGCUGAUGAGCACGGCCCCAGCCUAUGGCAAAGCCCCCGGCGGCGGGAAAUCCCCUGGCAACGCCAAGACCCCUGGCAACGGCAAAUCCCCCGGCAACGCCAAGUCCCCCGGCAACGCAAAGUCCCCUGGCAACGGCAAAUCCCCCGGCAACGCCAAGUCCCCCGGCAACGCAAAGUCCCCUGGCAACGGCAAAUCCCCUGGCAACGCCAAGAUGGCAGCUGGGGGGAAACACCUGGCUGUGAAAAAUGCCCUGGGCAAGGCCCAGACGGGGGGCAAGGCCUACGCUGGCGCCGGCGCACCCAGGAAACACGGCAACGGGUACCAGCAGGUAGAGCAAGAGCGAGGCAUCCAGAUCG
Terrapene triunguis (Three-toed box turtle) is the source of this 656-nucleotide messenger RNA. RefSeq names its product neurofilament heavy polypeptide-like. Lineage: Eukaryota; Metazoa; Chordata; Testudines; Emydidae. The record is from RefSeq and is a predicted model, not a curated record. The annotation marks the transcript as partial. The transcript has 2 exons.